AUGGCGAAUCCAUUUCUAAUGGACGAUCUGAAUGUUGGGGACACUCAAGUGUCCUCCAACAGCACAAGUUUCAAUCCUUUCCUUUCUAACACUAUGGAUUUUACGGCAUCAAACAUUGAAAAUCCUUUCAUGAGCACUCUCAACAAUGCCGCCUCAGCGAAUACAAACCCAUUCGCUUUUACUACAGAGAGUAGUGAUAUGACUUCCGAUUUCUUCAGCUCUCCAGCUCCUGACGCGGGAAUUGCUCAGAGCACUUCCCAAAACUACGAAAAUAUUUUCGCUUCAGCUGCCCCGACUGCUCCAACCAGCACAGCUAACGGAACAGCAAACGACUUUUUCGGUAGUUUCGCUGAACCUACGCAACCACCUCCUCCACCCGCCCCAACAUAUAGUUCUGCUAGAUCCUCUAUAGAUCACACAGCUCAUUUUGUAAAUGAAAAUGUAAAUUUGUUCGGUGUAGACCCAAUUGAAAUGUCUAGUAGUAGAGAAGGUUCAGGAACUAAUACCCCUAGAGGAGCACCUCCAAGACGACCACCUCCUCCAAGGCCAGGGAUGCCACCAUCUAAGGAAACAAAAGAUUUAAUAUUGAGUGUAACAGGAGCAAUGGAGGCUACAUCGUCCCACUUGUUAGACAGGCUGCAAGCCACGAGGACCCCAAGUCCGACACCAAUGAGGGACUUGAACUCGCCGAGUCCUACACCAGAUAUGUUUGGUGAUUUCCUAGAUGUAGAAAAUGUACAUAAAGAACCAACACAGCCAGUUCAAGAAGUUAAUCUCUUAGGUGAUAUGGACGAUUUUGAAGCCUCCGUUAUGACAGCGUCUCCUGUGCACAUGGUGCCCAUCGCACCAGCCCCAACCUCAGUGCCUCCCGUAGUCCCUGUCAGUCCAGCAGCACAUCCUUCCCCAGUUGCUCCACUAGCGCAUCCUUCUCCAUUUGCCCCAACAGCUCAUCCUCCCCCGGUUGUUCCUGCAGCACAUCCUCCCCCAUUGCCUCCUGUUGCAGGCCCACCCCCCAAACCUCCACCACCAAAACUGCCCCCAGAACGACCAAAGCCACCCCCACCUCCGAUAAUCCAGCAGAUCCAGCCAGUUCAGCAAGUACAACAAAAUAUUUUUGAUCUACCUGAGGCCCAGCCACCUGCUCCUGUGACGACCAAUACGACAAUAUCUUCAGAAACACAACCAUCGAGUAUUCAAGAGCAAGAAGACUUCUUUGGUUCUAAACCUGCGGAAAGUAUUCUUUCACAACACGCUUCACCUGAUACAAGUGUUUUUGGAAGAGAUACCACGGUGUUUCCUGAUGAACGGAAAGGAUCGGAAGAGUUUACAUCUGUCUUCGAUGCUCCAACAGCAAGAGAGGAAAUCACGCAAGGUUUACCUGCUGUUACAGCAGAGAUUCCAGAAGACAAGCCCGCUCAACCUGUCUUUUCAACUUCAGCAUUCGAUGAACCCCGCCAAGAACCACCCUUCCCGACAUCACCUUUUGAGCAACCGAAAACUGAAGAAGUGUCUAGUUUUGCGUCUGGUUUCGAUUCUGGUUUUGAUUCGGAAAUGAACAUCUCAGUCAUAGAAAACCCACCUGCACCUGAGUUAUCUAUGUUUGGUGCUCCUUCGAGUCAAGCAAAUGAUUUAUUCUUAAACGAGUCUGAUUCAUUAUCAUUUCAACCUCAGACUGCAGAUCUGUUCGCACCUCAGGAAACAGUCCUUCACACAACCCCCGUGGUUCCCUCUCAGCCUUUUAACAUUUUUGGAGACUCCGCUCCGAAGCCUGUUGAUGAUUUUGAUGCCUUUUCUGCCAAGUUUGAAAGCGUAGGAAUGGGAGAUAAAAACGCAAAUGUUGCAGCAGAUCCUUUCGGAGAUCCAUUCAGCUCAUCACCAUUCGGACCACCUAAGGUGGAAGGAGACGCCUCUAUGGGAUUCGGAGCAGACGACAAUUUCGACUCAUUCCUCGCUGCCCAGGAGCCUCCGCCCGUACCGCAGAGUACUCCCGCCAGAUUCAGCAGAGGGGAAUCAGCUGAUUCUGAUGACAAGGAGUUCAGUAUAUUUAUCAAGCCCAAGCAGGCUGGUGAUGUAGGAGGAGUCACACCCGCACUUGCCCCUCCCCCUAAGAGCCCCGUCAACGCCUUCCAGGACUCCAGCCCUCGAUUCAACCCCUUCGACAAGAGCCAAGAGAUCCCCGCACAAGUCACCGAGACUAUCUUCGCACAACCGGCCUCGCUGCCUCUAGCGGAAGACAAGACGCUGGAGAGGACAGACUCCCAGGAGACGCCUCCGACGCCGCUGUUUGACGAGGACGUCUCUCAGCCUCUGGAACCCUUCCCCAGGAUACACUACACGGGACUAGGAUGGGAGAUGCAGCUAAGGCAGCCGAACAAGAAGAAGAUCACGGGGCAAAGGUUCUGGAAGAAGGUGUUUAUGAAGCUAGUGUUCCAAGGAGAGAACCCUGUUCUUCAACUGUUCAACAACAAGGAUGACAAGGAUCCUUUCCAGGAGCUCCCAUUGCAGCCUUGUUACUCCGUGUCUGAUAUUGGGGCGCAGCAGUACGACGUGUACGGUAAGAUCUUCACGGUCAAGCUGCAGUUUAUCUUCUACAAGGAGCGACCAGGAGUACGACCAGGACAGGUGACCAAGGCUGAGAGGAUCACCAACAAACUCAGCAAGUUCGCUGCAUACGCCAUCCAGGGCGACUACGAGGGCGUCAAGGAGUUCGGGAGUGACCUGAAGAAGCUUGGUCUACCCGUGGAACACGCACCGCAGAUUUCCCAGCUGUUCAAGAUAGGCUCUCAGAACUAUGAAGACAUGAAGCAGUUCAGCGUUUGUAUCGAGGAGGCGCUGUUCCGGUUGCCAGCUCACCGUGAUCGCGCUCUCAAUUACAAGAUGGAAGAGGUACAAAUAACCGCCGUGGACGAGCUGUGGGUGGACCAGAACAAGAGUGGAGGAAUUGUCAAGCAGAUAGCCAGGGUUCGACUGUUCUUCCUCGGAUUCCUGUCAGGUAUGCCGGACGUGGAGCUGGGUGUAAACGACCUGGUCCGGCAAGGCAAGGAGGUGGUUGGCAGACACGACAUCAUCCCUGUGGUCACCGAGGAGUGGAUCAGACUGGAGGCGGUGGAGUUCCACAGCUGUGUGCAACAGGACGAGUAUGAGAGAACGAGGACCAUCAAAUUCAAGCCCCCGGAUGCUUGUUACAUAGAGCUGAUGAGGUUCAGAGUGCGCCCUCCUCGCAACAGGGAGUUGCCUCUACAGCUGCGGGUCACCAUGUGCAUAACGGGAAAUAAGGUUGACCUCCGUGCCAACGUGUUGGUCCCUGGGUUCUCCAGCAGAAAACUUGGCCAGAUUCCUUGUGAGGACGUUUGUAUUCGCAUCCCUAUUCCAGAAUGUUGGAUCUACCUCUUCCGUGUGGAGAAGCACUUCCGAUACGGCUCAGUCAAGUCUGCACAUCGGAGGACGGGCAAGGUGAAGGGUCUGGAGCGUUUCCUCGGCGCAGUGGACAACCUGGAACCACAGUUGAUGGAGGCGACAUCAGGAGUCGCUAAAUACGAGCAUCAGCACCGAGCUAUCGUAUGGAGGAUCCCUAGACUACCCAAGGAGGGUCAGGGAGCCUACACACAACACGACCUGGUGUGCCACAUGGCUCUCACCUCGUACGACCAGAUACCCGAGGAGUUUGACCGAUUCUGCUGGGUGGAGUUCACAAUGCCGGUUACCCAGGUGUCUCACACCACUGUGAGAUCUGUGUCCAUCAAUGACAGCGAUAGUGAUACUCCGCCGGAGAAAUAUGUACGGCAGCUGGCAAGGCACGAGUAUAGAGUGGAGAUAGAGUUCACACAGGGCGAAGGCCCAGGUGACUACAUAGCUGCCACCUCCGUCGCCAAGCCUGCGCCUAUAGCAGAGGAACCUCGCCCUCCACCACCGCCUGCCGCCGCUGAGAGCGACAGCGACUCUUCAAGCUAAGCUCACUCCCCUUUCUGUCUGUGUCUACUGAGUGUCUUACUGUACCCGAAUCAUCUCUUGGAACCUUUCUCGUCUGUAUUCGUGGAAAAGACUGUACAAACUGUUUGUAACUGACUGUACUUAUAAGUCUUGUCGUAUCUAUCAGCUUGUAAAUGUAACUGUUCCGUAGUAUAGGUGAAUACUUGUGAAUGUGUCUCAGUACAUGUUUACUUUGGCUGGGAUGACAUGAUUCAAUGGACAAUACUAUGCAUACUAAGCUUUGUACAUAUCUAGCCUCCCCUUAGGCUUGUAUAGUAAACUUAAGUUGAGAGCUGGUUUUAGGACUCACAAAUUUCGUUGUGUACGCUAGUCGCUAGCUUAGACAUAUCGUUUUCGUGUGAUAUUCGUUUUUAUAUGAAUUGUGCGAACCCUUCGUGUAUUCAUUGGUGUGUUGUAAAUCAUUCUGUAAUUUUUUAAACAUUAUUUUUGGAUUGCAGCUCCUUGUGGUUAGUCAAAAUUUUAAACCGUUUUCCGUAUAUCAGACCAAGAGUUGUUUUAACCAUUAAAAAUCGCAUUUGUCAACAACAACUGGUAGGUUUUAUGGAUUCUUAGCUAUUCAUAGUUUAAACUUAAUUUUAUUCAGUUGAAUAUUAACUUUACAUGAUUGCGGACCAAUUCAAUGGUUGUUAGUGUGAGAUUUGAAAUGAUAAAAACGAAUUUAGCUUGGAAUUAGUGAAAUCUUUAAGACUAUAGUUCAUUUCCGGUUCUUUAGUGGGGUGUAGAAAUAACCCAAAUGCUUAAGAAUAGAUCGGUUUUAUGCCAGCAUAGAGAAUAGCCAAGGUUGCUUAUAAUUAGAGGUGAAUUGACAGAAUUCAUUGACAAGUGCUUUACAGCAGGUUUUUUUCCUAUAGUUGAAGAGUUAUGUAAGUGGCUAGAAUAUGGUUUUAUAGCAAUAAUAAGGAAUGAAUAUAUAAACUUUAAUUGUAUGUCUUUAGCGAAUUGAGUGUUGAAACAUUGUUAUAUAGUACAAUUAUGGUUACGAUGGCUAGCAGCCAUUUUGUUUUGAACACGGUUCUUAUAGAAGUUGAGCAACAUAUCUUUGCAAUUGAUUAUUUACAUACUUUUGCUAACCGAUAGAAUGUUUUUAUUUUAACUUUCUACUCUUGUUUGUCAUUUACAAGGUACAAUAAACUACUCUUAAAAUUUAGUGAUAUAUUCUUCUUACGAAACUAUUUGGGUAGACUUCCGUAUCUGUUGGCACAAACAACCGAACGAAAUUAUCGAUUAUUCGAGUGUUUCAUUCGAUAUAUUGAUCGAUAUUUUCAUUCGGUCGUUUGUGUCAACAGAUACGAAAGUCUACCCAACUAUUUCACUGAGCCAUCUAGAUCUUGACUUUUGUGUUUAUGGUCUUUACACUUAAAACAUUCGUUUGGCUAUUAGUCUUUUGGCACCUUAGCGGAAAUAAGUUGCUCAAUAUUUUAUUGAUUUUGUAAUUGAUCGCAUACAUAACCGAAUGUAUUCGACGACGUGGAAUAAAGUUACCUGCCCGUGUAAUGUAUCAGUAUCUUUACCCGUUGGCGACAGCCAUUGGUAGUUUGGUACUGAUGGUAAGCGGUAUUUCAAUGUGUACCCUCAUAGACCAACUCUUACUUUGUCCCACACAACGCAGAUGAUGUAUUCAUAUUCGGUAGAGUAGAUUAAAUUAGAUCCUAGAUGAUACUUUGCAGCCUUUUUAUCUUAACGUGAAAACACUCAUGAGUUGUUUCAGUUCAAAGCCUGUAAACUCACAACUUAGUCAGCAAGGUAGGUAUUUAUACUUCCUAAUCUAAAAAAGAAAAAAGAAAACUCGUAGGAAAAAUUACUAUUUUUUCUACAGUCACCUGACAAAGUUGGCUUCCUUGCACUGAUUAUAGUAGAGAAAGCUGCUAAUUGCUGCAUUUAUUUACUUUGUUGCAUCGUUUAUACUUUGUCGCUCGGCUUAUACUUAGACGCACACCAGUAUUCCAACCAAACAACACAAAACAGCGUGGUUUUACUAUACAAGUAAACCGUGUACGCUUGGAAAUAGGUUGGCAACACAACGAGCAUACGAACUGUUUUCUUUUUGGAGCUUAAGUUACAAAAUUACUUGUUUAUUAUGUUUUAGCGAAUUUCCCUAUAGGGAAGUAGCUAUUACCGUAGGUGGCACGGUAAGACCUAGGCCCGGGACCGAUUUACUUUUUC
This is a messenger RNA of Macrosteles quadrilineatus (aster leafhopper), 6153 nucleotides long. Its product is annotated as protein stoned-B. Gene Ontology annotation, cellular component: AP-2 adaptor complex; synaptic vesicle. Lineage: Eukaryota; Metazoa; Arthropoda; Insecta; Hemiptera; Cicadellidae. The record is from RefSeq and is a predicted model, not a curated record. The coding region runs from base 1 to 3951 and encodes 1316 amino acids. Gene Ontology annotation, biological process: clathrin-dependent endocytosis; synaptic vesicle endocytosis; regulation of endocytosis. Gene Ontology annotation, molecular function: clathrin-cargo adaptor activity. The transcript is spliced from 15 exons.